CAAAAAUUAUGGCUUAAUAACUCCGUAAGUUGAAACUUAAUCCAUAAAAUAAUGAGAAGAAUGUUCUGUUUUGUGAGAUAACUGCAAAACUAGCUGGAAUAUGUAAUACGGUAGGUUUAAUUUUAUUAUCAACGCUGGCGAGAAUCGCUAGAUUACCAACUAACAGAAGGUUUACAUGCGAAGCAACUUGGUUCCACCCAUUUCUCAUCUAACGACAACGUGCAACACUGUUUGUACACACUGCGCUUUGUUGCACGCCACGAGUUUGGGAUAAUUCUGGGAGCAGAAGUUUUUGCAACCGUAGAGUUAUUAUGGAUUCCUUGAUUCCUUCUGAUUCUGCACAGAAUGUGCCUUUGGAGGAAACACCUGAUGAAAUCGUUAACAGCCAAAAUCUACUGCGUGAACUAUGCAGCAGGCUUGACCAUUCAGCAUCCUCCAGGGCCCCCACCCAGUUUUCCAGAUCACUGAAAACGAAGGAAAUGCGCAAGCCCAUCACGCUCAUCGACUCGUCCGGACGUGAAUACCUCAUGAACCUUACACCAACUGACCUGCGAGAUCUUCUAAAAAAGAGCAUUCUUAUUUCUGCUGCGGCAAAAGCUAAUAUACCCUUCCCAGAAUGCAAGCCCAGUGAAAAAGUUCACAAUAUCCCCCCUGCUCUCCCGGAGUAUCCCGAGCCUGCUGCGCCAGUUCCUGCGAAUGGCAAUUUCGAGCGCGGAACGCGAGUAUCGUUCAACCCCGCAGAAGAAGAACUUCCUCCAACACAGGAAGUCCAUGUGAGUUCUACCUACUGGCCGGAAAUCGCCACCCGCGAAGAACUUCGCGAACAAGCCAAAAACGAUCCGUCGAUGUGUGAAGAAAUUUUGGCUGCAUUGUGUUAUGGCCCCUUCAUGCAUGACGGUAGUGUGGAUUCCGAUUCCCGCUUUGCCACGCCCGAACGAAACGGCAGCGAAGGUGACGGGUCUAUCCCACAAGAAGACAUCAGGCGGUAUCAUCAAUGUCGCCACCCGAACUGCAACAAACUCUAUUCCAAGAGUUCCCACCUUAAGGCGCAUAUGCGAACGCACACUGGCGAGAAGCCCUACAGCUGUAGCUGGCCAUCUUGUACGUGGAAGUUUGCAAGAUCGGAUGAACUCACGCGACAUUACCGUAAACACACGGGUGAUAAACCGUUCAAAUGCCAGCAGUGCGAUAGGGCCUUCUCUCGAAGUGACCAUCUGAAUUUGCAUAUGAAGCGCCAUUAAUGCAGGUGAAAAGGUUGUCGCAUGGAGCUCACUAAGUUCAAAAGAGCCGCGUCGCCAAAAGAAUUUUAUAAAUUUGGUAGUGAUAGUUUUAAUUUGUUUUUAUUACUCGUCUAAGAUUACCAUAUAAUAUUUGAUUCUGUACGUCCAGAUGUGCCGUGGCUGGUGAUGCGCUGAUCCAUCUAUCGUUUUACUGGGAACUGUUUUUACAAUUUUAGUUGUACAUAAGUCUUGUGGUGUUUCCCGAAGAUUUUAACAACCGGUUGUUAUAUUUUAUCCGUGAGCUGCUACACAGUUCACAGUUACCGUCUCUUUGUUUAAUAUUCUUUUAUUUGUUGACGAUUUGGACGGUGAAUUUAUGAUUUCAGCUUAUUUUACUAGAGUAUAAUUAUGUGGCAGUUAUGUGUUGGUUCAUGGAAUCGACAAACUUUCUUGUGUAAGAUA
This is a messenger RNA of Paramacrobiotus metropolitanus, 1682 nucleotides long. Its product is annotated as Kruppel-like factor 3. Gene Ontology annotation, molecular function: RNA polymerase II cis-regulatory region sequence-specific DNA binding; DNA-binding transcription factor activity, RNA polymerase II-specific. NCBI's taxonomy places the organism in Eukaryota, Metazoa, Tardigrada, Eutardigrada, Parachela, Macrobiotidae. The record is from RefSeq and is a predicted model, not a curated record. Gene Ontology annotation, biological process: regulation of transcription by RNA polymerase II. The transcript has 3 exons. Bases 312 to 1241 code for a protein of 309 amino acids.